Messenger RNA from Cyprinus carpio (common carp), 1321 nucleotides. RefSeq names its product immunoglobulin kappa light chain. The record is from RefSeq and is a predicted model, not a curated record. The transcript has 6 exons. Lineage: Eukaryota; Metazoa; Chordata; Actinopteri; Cypriniformes; Cyprinidae.
UAAACAUUUAUCACCAGAUGAAUGAUGUUUUUAUACAUUCAUAUUGUCCUUCUUUUGGAGAUUCCAGCAGCAGUUCUGGGAGUGACUGUGAAUCAAGGUCCAAAGGUUUUGGUUAAGGAAGAGGGCAAAACUGUGUAUCUGCCCUGCAAAGCGACUGGUCUGGGCUCUUCAGACUAUAUCCAUUGGUACCAAAUGAAAGAUGGUGAAGCCCCAUCGAGGCUACUCUAUAUCAGUCAAAGAGGUGAUGUCACUCGUGAUACCAAUAACCCUCAAGCAAAUGAUUUCACAGUGGACAAAACAAAGCUUUAUGAUCUAAAACUGAGUGACAUUCAAAAGAGUCAUGCUGCCGUUUACUUCUGUGCCUACUGGAUCUACAUAAGCGGCAGCCACAACUUAAUCUGAGUGGGCUGGAUCAAAAGAUUUGGAUCUGGAACACGGCUGAUUGUAACCGAAAAAGGGAAAGACCAGGUCAAGGCACCAACGUUGUUUGGAUACCUUCCAUCAAAAAAAGACGAGAAAAAAAGUGACGGACAUGGCAAACAGACAAUGUUAUGCCAGGCUAGUGGGAUGUUUCCUGACUUGGUAAAAUUUGCAUGGAAAAAAAAAGAUGCAGGAAAAUGGGGGGAUGUAUCAGAAGGAGACGUUGUGGAGCAGAGGAAUGAUGGUCAGGAGGUCACUGUGACAAGUAUGUUGAUUGUGGAUAAAGACAAGGCCAGAAAUGAUGACUACCAAUGCACUGUUGUCCAUGAGGGAAAAACUAAGGAACUUGAAAUGAAGAGAGAAAACAGUAAGCCGGCAAAGGAAUCUAAAGAUGAUGAUCAGAUCACAGCAACAUGUCCUCCACUCAACACCGAGGAGCCCAUAAAAAUGCAAAUAUCAGGAGAUUCAGAGCAAAUACCAAGUAUGUUCCUGUUUGUCUAUGCAUACGGUGUCAUGCUCAUGAAGAACGGUUUAUUUUUUUGCGUUGUGUCUAUAUUUCUAUUACAGAGAAAAGCUGGAAAGAAAGACAAAAGCUCUGAGACCUAAUGCAUAAGAUAAAUAUCAAGCAAGCAAAGGUUUAUUAAAUAAAGCACAUUUCGCUAACUAAAGAAUAAAUGCAUAUCCACAGCAAUAUUAUCUCUGCUCAAAUGUAUGGCUUUUAAAUUUGUUGUAGACCUGCUUUGCACAAUUUAUUUUUGCAUCUUUAAAACGCAGUAUUUUGAUUUUUAAAAAUGUACAAUGUACCCAAAUUUAAAAUGUUUUGCUUUCCACUUGUAAUGUUUUUGUUGCAUUCUCAGAAUUUGUUGAAUAAAAUCUGCUCAUGAAAUAAACGUUAUCUUUA